This is a messenger RNA of Esox lucius (northern pike), 3643 nucleotides long. Its product is annotated as formyl peptide receptor-related sequence 6-like. NCBI's taxonomy places the organism in Eukaryota, Metazoa, Chordata, Actinopteri, Esociformes, Esocidae. The record is from RefSeq and is a predicted model, not a curated record. Gene Ontology annotation, molecular function: G protein-coupled receptor activity; complement receptor activity. The transcript is spliced from 2 exons. Gene Ontology annotation, biological process: positive regulation of macrophage chemotaxis; inflammatory response; regulation of calcium-mediated signaling. The coding region runs from base 861 to 1808 and encodes 315 amino acids. Gene Ontology annotation, cellular component: plasma membrane.
AAGGAUUUCCUGCUUUAUUUCAGAUGUUUUCAACAAGUACAUUUCUAUUUCUGAAAUCAACAUUGUUUAGACUGAUUUUAAAUUUCAUAUACUAAAGAUUCCAGAUGGUGAAAUUAGUGAAACAACAGCAAGACUGGCCUAAAUCUUUUGCAUAGUCUACAACAUCAGAGGGAGCAGGAAUGAACAGUGACGUAUUCUUAACUUUGUGAAAUGGACCCUUUUCAUCUCACUCUUUUGAAAUGUAUUAAUAAUAUUGCUUGUCAGAAUUCGUUUUUGGUCAGAGCACUGUCGACAUAUCAUAUACAUAUUAUAAACAAGUCAUGUACAAAUCAUAUACAUAUCAUAUACUAAUCCUUCAGUCAGAGCUAGCCUGAGUUCCAAGUAUAAUUGUGCUGUCUUGUUUGAUAUGACAUUGAACAUUGCAAGACUGCACUGAUACAUCUAGGCUAGGAAAGAGUUAAACAGCAGUCUGUGAUCAACAGUAAAGUCUCCCUGGUGACGAAUUUCCACAUUUAAACAUGUAGUCUAUUUUAUGGAAUAUUUAAAUGAGGGGGUCUGGUUUAUGUAGGCCACUGGUCAAUUCUUCAACCACAAAGAGGAGAGAUUUUUUUUCUUGAUAUACUGAAUAUAUUCUGUAUAUAGACAUGUACACACAUACUUAUGCUUAAACACCCAGAUCCAGAUUUGCAUGCCUACAUCAAACACACAAAACACCUUGCCUAUAACGGAUCAGCUUCUUGCGCAAACCCAACCAAACAAAUAGAUCUUUGUAGGGAGUUUUAAAAUGGACGUUCUGGACUAGGACAAAGCACAAAAAUCAUCUUACAGUCUGGGAUUACAGGUCAAAUACAAGAAACACAAUGAAGAAUGAUGUCAAUUACACACAUGACAAUGUCAACACUACUGAAGUGGAUGCUGCUUCCACAACCCACAAUAUAUGCUUCACUGAUGGUUUCUGUAUCUUCUACCUGGUAGUCAACAUUAUCACCUUCCUGGUUGGGGUUCUUGGGAACGGCCUGGUCAUCUGGAUCACUGGUUUCAUGAUGAAGAAGACGGUCAACACCACCUGGUACCUCAGCCUGGCCGUGUCCGACUUCAUAUUCUGUUUUGCCUUUCUACCCUUUAACAUUGUCCACGUUGUUACAAAUGAAUGCAUCUUUGGGCCUUUCAUUUGUCACUUCACAUUUCCUCUGAUAUACAUCACCUUGUUCAGCAGUGUCUUCCUCCUGGUCAUCAUCAGUGUUGAUCACUGUGUGUUGGUGGUGUUUCCAGUCUGGGCUCAGACCAUUCGUACCAUAAACAAGGCCUCUGUUGUGGUGGUCCUGGCCUGGGUUUUGUCUAUUGCCCUCAGCACACGCUAUAUAUUCGCAGGUGAAACACACAACUACAAGAUGAAAGUGGUGGGUCUGUUCAUAGGUGGCUUCGCAAUGCCCUUUCUUAUCAUCAUCUUCUGUUACUCUGUUAUCAUCCUGCAACUGAGAACAAGACGAAUGAUGAGCGUAUCCUCCAAGUCCCUCAGAGUAAUGACUGUCCUGAUAGUCAUGUUCUUCAUCUCCUGGCUGCCCUUCCAUGUCUUCAUACUGUUAGAACAGAACCACCAAAACUACAACCUGGAAAUCUUAAGAACUGGACUUAUGGUGGGAAUAACAUUAGCCACAGUCCAUAGUUUCCUCAGACCAGUGUUGUAUGUUUGCAUGGGGAAUAAAGUCCCACCGACACUCAAGAGGUCCAUAGUUGGUAGGAUUGAGAAUGUCCUUGGAGAGGAAGACCCCCCCACCACCAGCCAUGAAACAUCCACACAUCUCUAAAACUCUCUGAGGAUGACAAGACCUCAGUGGCUGUGGAACACAGUGUUGUUAAGCAAUGCUUAACUUUGGUGACAUUUCUAUUAUAAAUAUAUGUUCUUUUGAUAGACUCAUGUAAGAUUGCCCUUAACUAUAUUUACAACAUGCAUGCUUUUCAUCUGGUUGAGGGUUAACAAGAGAUUGACAGAUUCUCUUCUAGUGUUUAUGAGAAAUAUUACUGUAAUGAAGAAUGCAAUUCGUCUACAUACUAAAACCAUACAGCUCACAUAUCCAUGUUUACCCUACAAGACAGCGGUCCAGUUGUCUCUUCAUGGUCUCCAAGUCUGAAUUAUUAGGUCAAUUGAGUAUACUGAUGGUAUUAUUAUUUCUAUGCACAUUUUCCAACUCCAAACCAUAUUAACUUGAAUGCUCAUUGGAUUGAAUCAUUUUCAGGUGAUAUGUUUUAGUGUAAUGAGGGAGGUUGUGGCAAAAGUGAAUAACACCUUAUAUCUUAAUCACCUUAAUCAAGCAAACAGAAAUAACUGUUAAAAGACACUUGUACGGUAUGAUAUGUUUAUGUAUUUUAUGGGGUUUGCCUAAGGGGUCUAUCUUCAUGCUUGCUCAACAAGGAAGUUGGCCAGAAUAGUGAUCUCGGGUCUGUCUAACUAUAUUCUGCAAGUAGUUUUUCAUCUACCAGACCAUGAAUGUUGUGUGAUUUCAAAGACGUUAAAAGGAGUGGUGAGACUUGAGAUCAUCCUGAUGGUUGAUCAAAAAGAUGGUUGAUGGGUUCUGGUGGUUUGUGUAGUUUCACAGACAGGAAGGACACACAGUUCUCAUUGAUGCCGUCAUACAGAGUAUUUUUGUCUUGGUGUACUGGCAGUGUAAGAGAAACAGGAAACACACAUUCCCAUUUACAUUUGAAUUGAAUAAUUAAACACUGACUUGAGGACUUGAAACCCAACAUUGCCUUGAUUCAAAACUUGACUCGAAGGAUAUGACUUGAGACAUGUUGAGGACAUUGGAAAUUGUGACUUGGUCCCGUGUCUGGUUGACUGUAUAUAUACAAAAAGUGUUAGAAUCUGAUAAUCAGGUGGCGUCUGAAAGUUUCUACUGUUUGAACUGGAGGCUGCACAUCUUGUUAUUCAUCAAAGAUAAUUUCAUGGGAUUCUGGUUGCUCAAAACAAAACAGUGUUAGAGCUUUGAGGAUGGCAUUUAGCAGAUAAUCAGAUCCAGAGGACUGUAGUUAAAAACCUAAGUUCAACAAUACAAUGUACUGAUUGCCCAGUCCUGUAGUUCCAAACUAACCAGCGGACUCCACAACACAGCAAAAGUUAUGAAUCCUUCAACUUCCACAUUUUGUCUUGACUGAUUAGCCUCCUGAAAAAAGACAGAUUAAAGUUAAAAUAUCUGCUAUUCUCGGUCUGUGUUGCAAUUUACAGUAAAUAAAGUAUCUUAUUAGGAGUUGGACUGCAGCAUGAAUAAAGCUUCUCUAAACACGGUUAUUGCAGUUUCGAUGACCACCACUGAGAAGUGAUUAUUUUGUAUUCUCCACAAUCACCAGAAGGGGGGGAUAUUUUACAAAUGAACAAACUGUUUUCAUGCCCCUCAAACUCUCCAUCCGAGUCAUCAUCAAACCUGUUCCUCAAUUGAAAGUUAUUCUUGAAUUUGUGCCAAUUUCAACCAAAAAACAUUUCCUAUAGAUUACGUACUUCAAUUCUUUCCAUCACCCUUCCUGUUAAGGUCAGGAGACUUCAUGGUCAGGAAUGCGAAAUUAACAUGUUGAAUGCGUAACACAUAAAGAUAUCCACACAUGAAAUAAAGUGGCCAUAUAUAUGAAUGAAAUGUAAUGUUAAUAAUCA